Molecule: messenger RNA, 2821 nt
Organism: Vitrella brassicaformis
Lineage: Eukaryota; Vitrellaceae
Source: the annotation of a GenBank genome assembly
GAGGAAAGCGCAAAGACGGCCCCUCGAGCGCGUGGCAAGGUUCUGCCGUCAUAGCGCACCCUCAGGUCUUGACAAACCAUGAGUGGUGAAACGACGGAGCGCCCGGCAUGAGCGGGCACGCAAGAAGACACUCACCGGGUCAUGAUCCAUGCCUUGAUCCAUGCAUCCAUCGCACAAACCGUAAGUGGGUCGGGAGAAACAGCACGCCAGACGCUAUGGCAUCUUCCUGUGUUUGCAUGUGUGUGGACCUGCAGGAAGCCGUAGCAGCGUAGCUGAGCUGAUCUCUGGUGUGUGUUGAGCGAUGGAUGGCCCGCCAGCCAAAGCCCCGCGCACAGCCGCUCCGGCCCAGAGUGACGACUCAUCCAACCGCACCUCGUCGACAGGAGACCUCACGAGCCUUCUGGAUGGGCUCAUCUGGCUCAAUGUGUCAUCGUAUCAGUCCGUCAAGGAGCGCCUGGCGAUGAGCUGUGUCUGCCGGGCCUUCUACUGGGCCAUCUACUCGCUGAUCCGCGUCAUCAACUGGCACCGCCCCAACCACGGCCUCAGCUGCAAGGGACCUGGCGGCAGCCUGGUGACGUUCGAGCAGCAGCAGCACGCCAUCGUCCUGCUGCCCAGAGAGGAGGAGGUCGAGGAGAUCGGCCGGGCGCGGCUCUUCGCCUUUGUGUCGCUGCAGCUGGUCUGCCACACCGACACGCUCAAGGCCAUCCAGACGAUACAGGCCAAGCAGCAGCGAGACAAAGAUGGCGAUGCAGGUGACGGCGGCGAUGCCGAUGAAGAGGCGAGCGGCCUGCCGGUGGCGCAGGUCAAGGGGCCCGAUGCGGUGUUUGACUCGGUCAGGUCGGUUGAGGUGGACAGCCUCGACGGACUCCAUCUCUUCCAGCAGCAGAAGCUCGUCUGCCCGGCACUCGACCGGCUCACCGGCAAGGUCCUCUCUGAGGACGAGACAAACCACAUCACGAGAAACUGGCCCCCGUCCGCUGUGGCCAAACGAGCAUCCCUGCGCAGUGCGUUUGAUGGCAGUCUGGCGUUCAUCCUCGGCUCGUCCCCUUCCCUCAGCCACCUGGACAUCUUCCCACUGCUGUGCUGCAGCACGACCCUCACGCAGCCCCUCACGGCCGCUGCCCUCUCAUCGCUCAAGAACCUGCGCCACGUCGGCCACCUCAAGCUGUGGGGCACCACGGCACGUGAGAGAACCAAGAUGGUGACAUUGCUGCAGCAGCUCGCGCCAGGCAGCAGCGGCGGUAUCGCGGCGGGCUCGUCCAGCAGCGCAAGUGCGGCCCCCUUCCCCUCUCCCUCCCCCUCCCCGUUGGGAGCCGCCACGAAGCGCCAGCUCAAGGUCCACUGCCCCCUUCGCAUCGUCCCUGACUUGACCGAUCCGACUGUCUGGCCCUAUGACUCAGUGGAGACGAUUCAGGCGGCAGAGGAGAUGGGAUGGGAGGUGACGAAAGAGGGAGGCGUGACACGCAUCUAUUACUACGGGGAGAGGGUGGAGGGCCCGCCGACCGCCGAGACCCUCGCGCUCGUGGAUACCAUCAAACGGCAUGCGGGAGGGGGCGACAGCGUGUCAUUGGCCGAUUGCGAUUUCCGGUCCGGCGAUCCUAUCAGCCCCCACUUCAGCGGCAUCCUGUUUGACAACGCUAGUACACUGCAUGUGCAGCUCCGCAUUCGCGGCCCUGACGUCGCUGCCGAGUCCUUCAACAGCAUCCCCCAGUGGCUGACCGAGGAGACCACGCUCAAAUCACUCAGGUGAGGCAAACAACACCAUAACGGAGGGGCCAUUUGUCAUCUUUUGGGGUGUGUGUGUGUGUGUCGAUUCAGUAACGUGACGGAGCUCUGGCUGACGAACAUUGGUUACGUGCGUAAUGUGCCAACUUGCGACCCCGAGUACCUGAUCCCCCCCGCCACGCCCAACCGACUCUCGAGGCUCCUCUCAUGCCUCCCCGCACUCACACACGUGCACUUCGACUGUCCGGAGGUGAACGGCAUCCUGGUCACAGAGGUGCUGGCAUACAUUCAGCAAAGCGUCGGAACAAAGCCACUCAAGGUACAAACACACACACAUGGCACGGUCACACCCCUCCCUCAUGAGUGAAUCCUUCUCACUUGGGUCGCAGAAGUUGGAGAUAGUGUACGACGUGCCGCUCUUCGACCGGCCCCGCACCAAAGCGGCCGCCCCUGUCGCCUUCCCCUCACCCCACACCACCCGCCAGUACCCCACAGUGGAAGAGCUCAGCAUCGAGAUCGGUAUGGAUGACGAGGACGUCCAGAGAACCAACAACCCGAGAGCCGAGAGCGUCCCCGAGCGGCUGCGGGACCCCUUCCGCCUCGUCCACGAGGUGCGGCCGACGCACGCCACCUUCAAACUCACCGAGCGGGCAGACAUCUUCGCCGUACCUGGCGACGCUGACCAAGUCGAGAACGAGCUCAGCUUGCUGUUCCGCGAGGGCCGUGUGCGCGACGACAUGGCCGAGUACGGGAUGGAGGUGCGUCGGCCCAACACCUAUACUCGGUAUGAUGGUGAGCAGUCGUCGGCUGACGAGCUGGCAGUCCGGCCGCACGAGCACGAGUUGGCCGUCACGAUGGUGAUGUGGCCGGUGGACGACAGUGACGGUGUAGAGGAGGAGAGGGAGGGAAUCGACGAUGAGGAGGGCUGGACGGACUGAGGAGAGCAGGGGGGAGAUGGUUAGUUGCCGGUGUGAAUAGCUACUUAGUGUACAGACAGACGAGAGAGCAGGCCGACCGAAUGCUCGGCUGCGGCUCUGAGACGAACACUGCUGUGCGGUGGCUCGCCAUCUGCGCGACGCCGUGCCCACUGAUUGAG